AUGGAAAGAUGUUCCCCUGUCCUCAAGACCUUGCUGAACCGGCUAGCACCGUCAGCCCCUGAACUCGAACACGUUCAUAGACCGACAUACGCGGUUAACGAGGAGCCACCGACCGUGUCGGAGGUCCUGGUCUGUUUUCAAAAAAUGAAGAAUGGAAAAUCUGGCGGAGACGACGAGAUUAGCGCAGAAAUGCUAAAAUAUCUUCCUCCGUCUGGGAUUCGUGAGAUGACAAAGAUCAUCCGUUCAAUAUGGAUAGACGAAAGGAUACCUGAUUCGUGGAGACACGCUAUCAUAAUUCCCCUCCACAAGAAGUUAUCCGCCACAGACCCCAGGAAUUAUCAAGGAAUCUCUGUGCUGCGUGUUAUGUACAAGGUAUUGGAGCGCAUUAUCCUGUACCGACUCAUUAAACAUCGCGAAGAAACAACGCGCGACGAUCAAACUGGCUUUCGUCCUGGCCGAUCUACGAUUGACUAG
Molecule: messenger RNA, 474 nt
Organism: Necator americanus (New World hookworm)
Lineage: Eukaryota; Metazoa; Nematoda; Chromadorea; Rhabditida; Ancylostomatidae
Exons: 1
Coding region: 1-474 (157 amino acids)
Source: RefSeq, a predicted model, not a curated record